AUGACGAGUGUGGACAAGAAGGAGCAGAUCGUGACAUGGAACGGAGAUCCUGUUCACUGGCAGGAAUAUGUGAAACGUGUGAGAUUGCAGUAUGAGAAGACGGAAUGGAGAAAACGUGGUUUGUUGGGAGCAGAACUUGCGAGCCGCUUGACAGGCCGAGCUUGGGAUGUCGCGUCAGCUGAGCUCAACCAUGAUAAGCUUCAGCGACCUGAUGGAGCAGCUUAUCUGUUGCACUUCCUGGAGGAACGUUUGUGCAAAGCCCCAAUUCCUGACACUGGCCAACGCUUAGAGGAAUUCUUCAUGAAACUGAGAAGAACCCCAGGGUCCUCGAUGGCGGAGUGGGCAGCUCAACUACGUGAAUCCUACCGUCGACUGCAACGUGCGAUGGCACGACAGCGCAAAGACCAAGCAGACCGUUUUGGUUCUCCUGGUGAAAAGACUCCGAAGUCUCCGUCUCACAAGAGCCAUGGAUCUUCUUCUCCACAGCGAAAGUCAGAUGCUACAACUCCUGCUAGAUCUGCGGCCAGAUCGACUUUUGGUUUUCAGGAACCAGCAGCGGGUGCCACAGAACCUGAAGAGCCUCAAGAUCCAGGUCGUCCUGAUCCUACUGAUGGGGGCUAUGACGCCGUGCCACAGUCGGAGACAGCCUCCAACCCUGGUCAUGGAUAUGGUGGCAAUCGUUGGACUGAUGAGCAGUGGACUGAGUGGUAUGCUGAGCGGGAUCGCAGCGCACGUUUGUCAGUGCUGUCAUCAAUUGGCAACAAGCUGGACUUGGGCACUAUGGAGAGAGCCAUGAGAGAUCAAGAAGAAGAACUACUUCUUGCAGAAGCCCAACGAAGCCGUGGUGACUUGCAGAGGCCUCGCCGUUCUUUUUGGGUUGAACAAGAUUCUCAGUGGGGUUUGCUAGGUGAAGAAGUUCAAGAUGAUUUGGAAGAGUCUCCAAUUUGCUGGAUAGGUGAUCGUUUGCCCCCAGAAGUAUAUCCUAGAGAAGAACAUGAGAUGGCAUGGAGUACGUGGCUUCCUGACGGUCACGAGAUGCACUGGGACUGGUUUGAGGAUGAUUUUUAUGCUACUGAUGCGGAUGGAUGCUACUGGUCCUGGGCUGAUACCAAAUCAUGGCUAGACCUGGAGGACUAUUUGCAGUCCAAUCCCAGUGAUGGCCAACAGACCCAGGAGAUUUCUCCACUUUCCAUGACCGUGUGCGAACCUUCAAGGUCAGUUCUCAUGGUAACUGGUGUUGAAGAAUGUUCAGAUGGUGAUGAAGUAGAUCCUGAUAUGGGAGAAGUUCUAGCGACCGUUGCUCUACAACAUCCUGGACAUGCGGUCAUAGACACCGGUGCUACGGAGACCAUCGCCUCCCUGGAGGCACUGGAAGAAGUGAUGCAGAUGCGGGCUGCCAAGUUUGGACCUGAGGAAAUCACGGUUCACCAGCGUCAUAAGAAGUUUCGCUUUGGCAAUGGGCAAGAGCAGAGAGCAGCUUCCUUUGUCGAACUUCCUCAAUUUCUAGCCGGCAGUGGUGUGAAGUUGGGUGUGCACACAUUGGAUGCACCAGGUGUUCCUCUGUUGUUGUCUGUGAAAACCUUACAGAGCCUGAAGGCAGUGAUAGAUGUAGAUGAAGGCAUGAUUUGUUUCACAGCUGUCCGUGCAGAACACUGGUUGCCCCUGAAGAGAGGACCAAAUGGUCAUCUGUUGUUAGACCUGACAACGGAUUGGUACUCUUCUGAAGCUGGUGCAGAUGGCUAUGUGCAGUCCCAGAAUUCUCACUCUCCGUCCCAAUUGACGUAUAAGGAUGCAGCAGCUUCAGACGUGUCAUUGGUUGAGCAGGCAAAGGUAGAUGAGGUUUUCAGUGCUGAAAGACAUGACCAACAUGGAGCAUGCGGUGAAGGUAUGCAUGAGAAGGUUGAGCAGGUUCAUGAAGUUGAAGGUGUAGUCAAAGAUGUAUGCGGUGAUCUUCAGAGUCGUCCUGAAUCUGCAGAUACCUCCUCUCCCAAUGCAAACUCAGGCUCAAGCAUGCUUCGCGGACUUCCCGUCCUUGCUGCAAUAGCUGUUGCGACAACUUCCUCUCCUACCUGGAAUGGCUCAAUCCACCGAGAAGAGCCCCGAGACCGUGGAGACCUCUGUCCCAAAGGCCAAGGCCAAGACUCGUGGGCGUGCCUCCACUCGCAUCCCAACUCCCGAGAAGUACGACAUGUCGAGGGCAGAAGGCCCGGAUGCGAGGGAUGGGAGGGCCCAAGGUUGCCCCUGCUGGGGCAAUCAUGUCAGCAUGCCGGAGGGCCGGGGCAGUCUGAGCGGGCGCAACGCCCAUGGUAUGUGGAAAGUCUGCAGCAAGUGCAGGCUCAGGAUCCAAUAUGUGCCGGCAUAUGGUGCGACCGGAGCUCACCGACAAGCCGGACCUCUGGCACCAGACGCCUGGCACCAGACGCCGCCACGGCCUUGGAGCGUGUUGGAAAGACAAUCGAGAACGAUGUGAAGGCCAGGGAGAAUCUCAACUCCAAGAUGGCGAGCACCAUCGGUGCAGAGGAGUCACUGAAGAACAAGCUGAAGAAGCUGGAAGCAGAUCGCCUGAAGGCCACCUCCUCGGCCCCAGUCCGACCGAAGGCCUCGGCCGAUCAGACUCAGGUGGUGACCGAGACUUCCAAGAAAGCGGCCAAGAGGGAGAAUGCCACCACUGCGGAGGAGGACUACAUCAAUGCCGCCAACGAAGUUAUGGAAGAGUUCUUUGGCAAGAGCAGCGAUGUGGAGUUGAUGGAAGUUUGUUGUCCGACGGACAGCAGACUGGUGGAGACCUUCUUGAACAAAGGCCGGAGUGCUAUUCGCAUUGGUCUUCCUGCCAUCGACCUCAGCAAAAAGAAAGGUCUUGAGGAGCUUUUGCGUAUGAUCGAGAAACACCGUCCUGCUGUCCUUUGGUUUUCACUUCCUUGUGGCCCAUACUCACCCAUUCAAGAGCUCUUCAACGAGAACACUCCUGAGAAACUACAGCAGAGCGAGCUGAGAAAGGCUAGGUCACGGAGACUUAUGGCCAAUGGUAUAACAGCUGCUCGACGUCAAGUGAGUCUUGGUGGAGAGAUUGGAUGGGAGUGGCCUCGAGACAAUCGAGGUUGGAAUGUGGCGACAGUGCGUGUGUUUUUCAAUGAGUUGCUUGCGAAGGGCAUGUGUCAUGAGGCAAAGCUGGAUGGUUGUGCCUAUGGUCUGAAGAAUAGCGAUGGUUUCUUUUUGCGAAAACCUUGGAAGGUGAAAACAACAUCGCCGACCCUGGCAGCUGCACUUCAGCGAGCAUGCCCUGGCAAUCAUGAACACAGAGAAUGUUUAGGCGGCAAAACAGCUAGAGAUUCAGGUUUUUAUCCACAAGCUCUGUGUGAUACAAUCCAGAAGACUGUGCGAGAAAUGGUGAACACUAAGGUGGAGAAUGUUUUCCCCGUCUUUGAUGCGCAGCCUUUGCAGAUGGAAAAGAAACCUGAAUUGCCUGAACCUUUGACUGCCAAUGAGAGAAAGGAAGCAGAGAAGCUGCUGAGCAAGCUUCAUCGAAGAACUGGACACCCAUCCAAUUCAGCUCUGGCUAGCACUCUUCGACACCGAGGAGCACACUAUGAGGUAGUCGAGAUGGCAAAACGACACCAGUGCCCUGAGUGUCAAGAGCUGAGAAUGGUGCCCAAGGGUGAAAGCAGAAACGCCACAGGACCUGAGGUUGUGAAAGGCCUGCAAGAUACGUGGGUGCGACACUAUGGAUUGCCCGGAAUGGUGCGAAUGGAUCCCGAGGGAGCUUUUAGAUCUCAUGAGUUGGGCCAAUGGGGAGAAGAACGAGGUGUUCAAUUGCUGCCUUGCGCAGCAGAGGCGCAUGGGCAGAUAGGCCUGGUAGAACGAGCUAUUCAGACCAUCAAAAACACCACUCGCCAGUUGGUCCAAGGUCAAGAUGUUUCUCCUUGGGAUGCAAUUCAACAAGCCUGUCUUUCUCACAAUGAACUUGCUCGAGUAGAAGGUUUUUCUCCUUUUCAAUGGGCAUUUGGAAAGCAGCCUACCAGUCAAGGGCACAUGCAUGAUCGUGGACAUGAUCUUCCAUUUUUGACUUCAUCUGCGGUGGCCGGCAGUAGCAUGGCAGCCAAUCUUCGUCUUCGAGUGCAGGCGCAGCAAACCUUUUUGAGACAGCAAGCCAUGGAGCAAGUUUCCCGAGCCUUGAAUAUCAAAACGAGACGGGCUCAAACCUUUGUUCCUGGUGAUCUCAUUUUUUUCAAGAGAGUGAAGCCUCCUGCACAGCCUGCAGCUGCUGCGCGGAUGUCCCACAAAUUGUGGAGGUGGUAUGGUCCUGGGCGCGUCCUUGCAACAGAAACCAGAACAGAUGGAGUAGGCGAAGUGAGAAAACCUUCAAAUGUCAUAUGGAUAGUGAGUCAUGGCCGUUUGAAAAGAUGUUCUCCAGAGCAGUUGAGACAUGCUUCAGAACGUGAAAGAUUGCUGGCAGAGGGCAAUGAGUCGCCAGCAACGACAUGGACUUUUCACUCCAUUGCUCAAACUCUUUUCAAGGGAGAGUACGAGAUUUUGGAUCAGCAUGUUUUCCCUGAGGACUCUGAAGCAGUUGCAGCACCUCGAGCACCUCGCAGGGCUCGUUCUCUGAGCAGAUCUCGUGCUCGUUCCUUGAGCCGUUCAGUAGCCAGGAGAGUUGACCAGCCAAAGAUGGCAAGAACUGAAAAGACCCCUCAAAAUUUGCGAAACCCGAGUGACGGCGGUGGGGCACGCCAAGAGGUCACCGAGGAAAACAAGACCCUUCAAGAUUUGUAUGAUGAGACUUCUGGCGGUGGGUUGAACUUAGGAAGAUACCUUGAUGAUCCCAUGUAUGCGCCCGCGCCUUCUGCAGUGACGAGAGAUCGUCCAACUUCUGAGCUUUUCCAGCAGCCGCUUUUCAAGAAGCAGCGCAUGGAUCUAUAUGGAAAUGAUGAUGGAGAUGAGUGGUUCAUUGGCCACACUACCUCUUCCGAGACUCAUACUCUGGGAAGUGAUCGGCUGGUGUGCACUUUUGACCUGGGCCUUCCAGAGCGUCAGUCGGAUUGGCGGAGACUGAGACGCUCACCUGAGGCCUACUAUGUGAAAAAGGUCAGAAACACAGAGAUCAAAUGGCAUCUCCUUUCUCCAGAAGAGAAGCUCGAAUUUGAAGAGGCGAAGCGUGCAGAAGUGAAGCAAUGGCUGACGGCACAAGCGGUGAAGCGAGUGCAGGGCUUCAUCCCCAAGAAGCGCAUCAUUUCAAUGCGCUGGGUGCUCACCAGAAAAGAGAGCGGUGCAGCAAAAGGAAGAAUUGUUUUGAUCGGCUAUCAAGACCCCGACCUCUCAACUAUAGAAUCAUCAGCACCUACCAUGUCCAGAAGGACUAGACAGGUGGCAUUGCAGAUGUCCUCGGUGCGUCGAUGGAGGGUGUUGAAGGCAGACGUCAAAGCUGCCUUUUUGCAGGGCCAUGCAACAGAAGCUGAUCGACAACUCUAUGCCAUGCCAGUGAAGGAGCUGGCUCAGGCCAUGAAUCUCCAGGACAAUGAAGCAGUGCAGGUGAUUCGAUCAUGUUAUGGUCUAGUUACCGCGCCAGCGUCAUGGUUUUCCACCAUCCGUGCUACUCUGGCUGAGCUGAAUUUUCAUCAAUGCAAAACAGACCCUUGCAUGUGGACUUAUCACUCAAAAGUCCCAGGUAAAGGUGUGAUCGGCUAUAUCUGUGCUCAUGUUGAUGAUUUUCUGAUCAGUGGAUGCGAAGAAACGGAUGAGUGGGUUGCUGUUUUGGAGCAGUUUUAUGCCAAGUUCCGCUGGUCACCUUGGGAAUUUUCCACCUUCAGUCACUGUGGAGUGAUGAUUCGUGAAGAAAGUGAUUUUUCUUUCAACCUGGACCAUUCAAGCUUUUGCGAGAGCAUUGAUCAGGUUGAAUUCCAGUCACGACCGGAUCAUGAACUGCUGACUGGUGAGGAGCUGACGCAGCUGCGUGGCGCGUUGGGUGCCCUCCAAUGGAGAGCGCAUCAGACCGCUCCACAUUUGAGCGCAAGGCUGGGACAGUUGCAAAGUGAAAUUUCCAAAGCCACGGUUGGCACAGCAAAAUCAACCAAUAGACUCAUCAGGGAGUGUUUUAACAGUCGGCAUCUUUCCACUCGCAUUAAUCAGUUGCAUGUUGAAGAUCCCACCAAAGUAGUGUUUGUAGCUUGGUCCGACGCUGCCUUAGCCAAUCGGAUCGAUCUUGGAAGUACUGGUGGUUUCCUUGUCGCUGCGGCAAGCCCUGAAAUUUUGAAAGGGGAAAGAGCGCCUCUUUCUUUCAUGGCAUGGCGUUCCAGCAAAUUGCAACGAAAAGCACGUUCCUCACUUGCGGCAGAGGCUCAGGCGUUAGCCGAAGCCGAGCAGGUGCAGGCGGCGCUCUGGGAGGUUCAGCCUCUCUCGGUGAACAGCAACUCAUUGCGCGCCACCAGUCGCAGGAACCUCUCGGAGUCUCUGAUCAUUGACGCCAAUGUCUUGGGCUGGGAGACCAAGCAAGGCCGAGGAGAUUGGUCAGCCAAUGCAGAAUACGUCAAUCAUGAUGAUGCGGUGCUGAGGUGGAAAAAGUGA
This is a messenger RNA of Cladocopium goreaui, 6558 nucleotides long. The record is from the annotation of a GenBank genome assembly. Lineage: Eukaryota; Dinophyceae; Suessiales; Symbiodiniaceae.